Molecule: messenger RNA, 417 nt
Organism: Ichthyophthirius multifiliis
Lineage: Eukaryota; Ciliophora; Oligohymenophorea; Hymenostomatida
Exons: 1
Source: RefSeq, a predicted model, not a curated record
AUGCACAUUUUGAAAUGCCAAAUUUAAUUCUUCCAAUUCUUUUUCUAGUUUUUAAAUAAUUCUAUUUUUUUCAUUAUAGUCAUAUUAUUAAUUUUUUAAAAGAACAUUUUUCUAUUUUUCGAUUUCGAAUUAGUUUUUUAAUUCUUUAUAUUCGAUAUUGUUUAUUAUUUAAGGUAUUUGUUGAUUUUCUUAAGAAAUAUAUCCUUUUUAUUAUUUUUGUAUUAUUUUUUUUAAUUCUAUUAUUUUUAAUUCCUGUUCCAUUUAGUAUUCCCUUUAUUCAAAUUAAGUAAAUAAUUCUGUAUAUUUUUCCUCAUGCUCGUUUUCGAUUUUGGGAUAUUUUUCUAGAUUUUCAACUAAAAGGUGUAUUUAGAUUUUUAAUUCCGGAAUAAAAUCUUAAGGUAAACAUUUUCCAAUUGA